GGCACCAUCGGAGCAGACACACCGCCAGACAGAGAGACCGCCGCGGCGCGGUGCUGAGACGGGCACGGGAAGCGAUCCAGGGGGCCAGCAGCAGCACCGGUGAGGAUGAGUGUGGGAGACUCAAAUCCGGCCGCAGUGCCCAAGCCAGUGCAGGACGUGCAGGGGGACGACCGCUGGAUGUCACAGCACGCCCGCUUCGUUCUCGAGUGCAAAGACAAGGAGCCCGAUGUUCUGUUUGUGGGGGACUCCAUGGUGCAGCUGCUACACCAGUACGAGGUCUGGCAGGAGCUCUUCUCUCCGCUCCACGCGCUCAACUUCGGGAUCGGAGGCGACACCACGAGCCACGUGCUGUGGAGGCUGCAGAACGGAGAGCUGGAGAACAUCAAACCCAAGGUGGUGGUACUCUGGGUAGGAACCAAUAAUCAUGAGCACACAGUGGAGCAGAUUGCCGGGGGGAUCCAGGCCAUCGUACACCUGAUCAACACACGCCAGCCGCAAGCGAAAGUGGUCGUGCUGGGGCUGCUGCCCCGCGGGGAGCGGCCGAACCCCCUGAGAGAGAAGAACUCGGAGGUGAACGGUGUGCUGCGCUCCUCCCUGCCGCGCCUGGGCAGCGUGCAGUUCCUGGACGUGGGCUCCGGGUUCGUGCAGUCCGACGGCACGAUCUCCACCCACGACAUGUUCGACUUCCUGCACCUCACCCCCGCAGGCUACGCCGCCAUCGCCAAGCCCCUGCACGACCUGCUUCUGCAGUUAUUGGAAGAGACCCCCGAGGAGAGCCGGCCCAUCCUCGCCUGAUUGGAGCAGGGGAGACACGCCCCUUCAAGGAUUGGAUCAGAGCUUAGUUCAGGUUCCAUUGUGGCUGCAAUGGAGAGUCAGUAUUGUGUAUUAAUUGGGUCGCAAACACAAAACAAACUAGAAUAGGAUCUCCUCUAGUCUAUGAAGCGAAUACCAAAUGAGAUCCGCCCUCCACUGGUGCCAGUCUCGUCUCAUUGGAGGAGAGGCUCCCCCUGUCCUCUGCUCUAAUUGGUGGAGAGGUGCUGCCCCUCAUUCUCGUACCCUCACUGAUGCAACACACUAUAGUCUCCACUGGGCCGCAUUGCCAGAUUCGUUGUGAACUGAAGCAGUUGGGGAACAUGAUUUUGGGAGGGAGGGAGGGAGGGAGGGGCGCUUGAGCCUCCUCUGAAUGUACACCUGCUUCUUCAGUUCAGAAUGAGCUCUGUGGGGGAGGAGCCUGGGGAGCCCCGCCCCCCUGGAACAGCAGGGCAGCGAUGAAGCUCCCUCCCCACGCAGCGUUCCAACGCUCCUUCGUUAUUCCUUUCAUGAUUUAUACUUUGUGAUUGUGGUGUCAGGAUGAUGAUUUCCUUCUGUUUUUUUAUUUGUUAUGUGAUAAAUCUUGAUUAACUUUCUAACGCUGGUCCUGAGCGUUGUGCUGAGCUGUAGGAGAGAUGGGAGAUCGUGUGGAGCUUCUUAUUUACACACUCUUGUUAAUUCAGCUGUCACAAUCCUGUCCAACUCUCUAACUAGACAUAGACCCAUUCCAGUCCUAUCCCAACUAAUAGCUAUUGGCAAUCAUGUCACUGCAUUGUACAUAUUGACUCCCUGACUGUACCCCCGUAUCACUGCAUUGUACAUAUUGACUCCCUGACUGUACCCCCGUAUCACUGCAUUGUACAUAUUGACUCCCUGACUGUACCCCUGUAUCACUGCAUUAUACAUAUUGACUCCCUGACUGUACCCCCGUAUCACUGCAUUGUACAUAUUGACUCCCUGACUGUACUCCCGUAUCACUGCAUUGUACAUAUUGACUCCCUGACUGUACCCCCGUGUCACUGCGUUGUACAUAUUGACUCCCUCCCUGCUUGUCUAUUAAGGGCUUGGUAUUGACUCCAUAUAGACCCCUGAAGUGUAGAUGUUGUAUUCCUGACUGGCUAGUAACUUAUCUGGACACUAACUGGACCUUGUGAUUGGUUCCCAGUCUCUCGUUGUUGGUAUUGACUCCCUUGGUUGUAUAUUUUAGCUGUACAUUGACCCCCUGGUCUGAGGUAUUGACCCUCUCUCCCGCUCAGCCUAAUUCUGUCUCGGGCUCUGCAGGCGACUCCUUGUUCAUUGAGAAUCCUCUGUGCCAGAACAGAUCUUCCUCUGCUUUCCUUGCCCUCUCGUCUCUCUCAUGCCAGUGCUCUCGAGAUUCAGAACAGGGGCUCCCCAGCGACUACAGCAGAACAGGGGCUCCCCAGCGACUACAGCAGAACAGGGGCUCCCCAGCGACUACAGCAGAACAGGGGCUCCCCACACAGGAGCCUGCAGGUCUGGGUGCUUGCAGUGUCUGUCCCCCGCAAGGCUGGCUGCAGCUGAGUGAGCGAGUGAGGAGGAGAGCACUGCAUCCUGGGUACCUGCUUGUGUGGUUUAAGCCUUGCUUAGAUUCGACACACCCCUGUCUGAUUGUACAGGCUGGGUAGAAAGUUUGUUUAGCACAUCAGUGGUUAAACUUAGCUUUUAAUCCCCUGGAGUCUGUGUGCUGGCUGGGCUUGUAUUAGCAUGCUUGAUGAGUAUUCCAGUAAAAACAAGAACCAGUGGAACAGGA
This is a messenger RNA of Polyodon spathula (Mississippi paddlefish), 2581 nucleotides long. RefSeq names its product platelet-activating factor acetylhydrolase 1b, catalytic subunit 2 (gene pafah1b2). The transcript is spliced from 6 exons. NCBI's taxonomy places the organism in Eukaryota, Metazoa, Chordata, Actinopteri, Acipenseriformes, Polyodontidae. The coding region runs from base 106 to 795 and encodes 229 amino acids. The record is from RefSeq and is a predicted model, not a curated record.